Messenger RNA from Asparagus officinalis (garden asparagus), 1781 nucleotides. RefSeq lists its product as uncharacterized. Bases 398 to 1735 code for a protein of 445 amino acids. Lineage: Eukaryota; Viridiplantae; Streptophyta; Magnoliopsida; Asparagales; Asparagaceae. The record is from RefSeq and is a predicted model, not a curated record. The transcript is spliced from 4 exons.
UCCAAGGCUUCAUCACGACUCAUGGCCAUAACUUUUCGUAAGCCCGUGCUGGCCCAAUCUGAUGGCCAUGAGCGCGGGUGCUUCGAGUGGGCCUACAUGGCAAGAAUUGGCCCAACCAUCGACCCGUCACCAGUUCUGACGUGCUAACUACCAAUUACUAAUUAGACGCAAGCUCUCGAUCUGAUGGAAAACAAAAACACUUGCUUGCUCCUAAAACUUCUCUAUAAGUUUCGACGAAUCACUUUCUCUUCUUUUAGUCAAAUUAAAAGAAGCAGGUACAAGUAGUGGAGCUCUCGAAUCCGCCCCGACCAAUGAAGGUAAAAUCGAUCUUUGUCUUGGGUAGAUUCGUCUAAAUUUACAUGUUAUUUAUGGCUUAACACCUUCCGUAGAUGCCACGAUGCAUGAACCUACUGAAGGAGAAGCCACCCAUGCCACCAAAGUCGAUGAUUUUCAUGAUUUCGACUUUAAUAUCUCAGAGGACGACCAUCAGCAAAUCCUUGAUUCUUUGUUAGAGAAAGCCUCUGAUGCAACUAUCGGCUCAGAUGUUGGAAUUGGUUCAACGGAAGCCGGUCCUUCUGAGAGACCAGUUGCUGGAACUGGUACUACUAUAAUCGUUGGAACAUCUGAACACCCGGAGGGUCGUGACCUCGUGCCGUGGGUAGGAACUGAAGUUAAUCUCCAAUCAUCUAUUCCUGAAUCUCAACCUUCUACUCCCAUAGACCCCAUGACGAUAGAAGUCACCGUCACUCCCCAGAUUAGCCCGGUCGCAACAAAAGCGAGACCAACUGAAGACGUUGGUACGUCAACCGAUGUUGUGCCCAGGGCUGAAUCUCCUCCUAAAGAGCCUCUUAGUUUGCACCCAGAAUCUUCUGAGGUUGAAAUUAAAGAAUCUUCUGACAUAGUUGGUGCAUUAAAAGUUACUAUUCCUGAGCCAGCUUUGACUAUUCAGGAGACCAAACUACCCCCAGUGGACACGCCGGGUCAUACUGAAGCUUCUUCUACCUCAUUAUCAGCCCGCAUUCAAGAGUUAUUGUCUGACGAGGAUCCGGAAAAAAUCGCCAUUUGCUCUGAUCUUCAUGGUUUCGUCUCUUUUUGGAAUUUUAUGGUCGAUCGUAUUCUCUUAAAAGGUUCAUAUUUUGAGAAUUUUAAGAAACCGUUUGAUCGUUAUAUGUCGGGUAUCCGAGAUGAAGGAUACAACGACUUAGCCGAUUCAAUUGGUGCAUAUUUAAUCGAGCUGAGGCAACACGUUGAACUUCUGGAGGAUCUUCGCACUAAAGGUGUACCCUCCUACAUCGCUUCUCAUAUGGACUUCAAGUUGCGUGCGUGGCGUGAUUCUCAGCAAUCUGCUAACUCUGAACUUCAAAAACUAAAAGCCCACAGUCAUCAACUCAGGGUGCAUAUCGCCAAGAGACUACAGGUUAAAAUCGAUCUACAACGGGAUUUAGAGUCGAAUCGAGCUGAAAUGGACCGUCUAGAGAAACAACUUGCAAAAGCCAAGGAUGCUCGUGAAGUUUUAGAAUCUGAGUUGACGAAGACAACUCAAAUUGAAGAAAACCUGUAUCAGCGACUGAAUAUUCAGGAUAAGAGACUUGCUGAGAAAGAACAAGAGGUUGCUGAACUUCAGAACGUUAAUGAAGAAGCCUUCAAAGUUAAACUGACAGCUGAGCUUGAACAAGCUUAUGCGUUAGAGCUGUCAAAACUUGAAAAUCAUAUUAGUCAGUAUAAACUUUUGUAAUUGGAGAACAUACAUUUUUGUAACUUUGUUUGAAAAUUCUUGGUCA